This is a messenger RNA of Linum tenue, 393 nucleotides long. The record is from the annotation of a GenBank genome assembly. Lineage: Eukaryota; Viridiplantae; Streptophyta; Magnoliopsida; Malpighiales; Linaceae.
AUGAUAGUUUGGGUGCAGUUACCAGCUCUGAAGGUUCAUUUUUACCACAAAGAGGUGCUGACGAUGCUCGGAAACCUCAUUGGACGAACCAUCAGACUCAAUUACCAUACUCUCAAUCUUCAUCGUGCAAAGUUUGCUAGGCUGGCUGUGGAAGUGGAUUUAACCAAGCAUCUUGUGCCUCGGAUCUGGUUGGAUGACGCCUGGCAGAAAGUGGAAUACGAAAACCUACCGGAAGUUUGUUUCGAUUGCAGGAGAAUUGCCCAUUCAUCAGAACUCUGUCCUCUGAACAAGACGGCGGCACCUCAGACGGUUCGUGCUAUCACCGGCAGUGUGAUCCAGCCAGGUGCGGCGGAGCAGACGGUGGAGGAACCCAACCCAAGUUUUGGGCCCUAG